AUGGAAAAUAAACUGACCAGGGACACAGAAGAAAAGCGAGGGGCCCCUCCAGAUGAACAUUCAACUACCGGUAACCUGACAUCUAAAAAUUACACCUCUACUACCACACUUCCCCCUGGAAAAGUUGCUCAUAGCUGGCCAUACUUCGCUGCAUUUGUGCUUUCGGCUAUCGCCAUCUCCAUUGUGAUUGCGUUGGUUGCUAAAUGCAAAUUGUUGCAGAGGAACCGUGCCAGCUACAACCAUCAACGGCUGCCUGAUUCCCGCUCCAUUGGAAGCAGCCAUGCUGAGGAAGCUGACAUGGAUGUGGCCUAUGGGAGGAACCAAGGCAUCCCUAGAGUAGCUGGGUGUCCUGCAGAGGAUGAUGAUGGUUUCAUUGAAGAUAACUACAUUGAACCCAAUCAAGGCUUGCAGGAAGAAGAAGAGGAGGAGGAGGUGGCAGAGGAGAAAGAGAAUGAAUUGGAACCCCAUUUCAAACUUUGAGAGGAUAUUAGGAACCAAGCACCAAUUUUUCAUAUUCUCCAAUACCUUAUCACCCCAUUUUCUAGGAGCUUCCAGUUAUCUCAUACUUGUUACAGAUUCUCCUACCUGCUCUUUGGCUUCAGACCAAUAUCUGAUCUACAACCCUUAGCUUCUUGCUAACAACUAUAUUUUCCCAUUUUCUGUACACUGAGCUGCAGUAGCUUCUCAAUACAUUUCAUUUGUGUAAUUUGAGGUUAUCCAUGGAUUACCUCCCACAUUAUUGUGUACUAGACUGCAGGUUUAGGCUAUUGAAAGACAGGCAGAAUUUUAAUGAACCCAGCCCACUGUGGAAGCAGUUUUUAAGUGUAAAAAACCCCAAAUUAUGUGGUGUUGUUCUUUAAAGUCCUAGCACACACUUGAUCAGAUAAAUAUUCAAGGUACAUGAGGAAAAGCUGCAUGUAGUAGAGGUGGGGAGAAUGGUGAAGAACAGCUUUCCCCAAACUGAUGCCCUCUAGAUAUUGUUGGACAACUCCUAUUGUACCCAAGCUAGUGAAGAGGAAGAGCUGCACUGAUCCACAGAAAGAAGCCAGACUAAAAAGUAAAAAGUCCAGACUAGCACACAUCAGUACAAUGUUUAUGCAUGGCCUCUCUCUAAAACCAGUGUCAAGUUUCUUAAUUUUGUAGUGGUUCCAACGUAUUUCAAGAUGGAGUGGUAAUUGUGAUAAGAGCCUUGCUGUGAGAUUUUUGGAAGAUAUGUUGCCAACAUGUGGGAGAGAGAUGUGCCUAAACAAAGAAGUUAUUCUAAGGAUAAUACAGGAAUGUGCUAGGGGGGACACUUGGUUCAUUCACAUCUUGUUUGUGGCCAACAUUUUUUGAGUGUUGCCUGUGAUAAGUGAGAAGCCCACGUACAGUGCUGCAGGCAAGUGGCUCUAGGAUGCAGCUCUUGCAAACUUUGUAGGAAUUAGUUCAAAACAGAAGCAGAAUUACAAGGAGCAUUGCAGCACCUCACUUUCUGCCGCCACUGGCAUCACUCACACCAGCAACACUGCUUGGACUGAGGCAAAGGUGUGUUUUGCUAUCUAGGUUUGUUCCAUACCCUGGGCUGCACAUUGUACAACCAGUGUAUAUAAUUCCCUUAUACAAUCUCUUUUAUCUGUGUAUCAAAUGAUAUUUAUGCUUCCAGGUAAGCCAUUCACUCUGUGCCUGGUAUAAUUGAAUUGAGAACUGCCCAUUACAGUGACUUUAGAAAUGUAGCAGCAAUCCUUCCUCUUACUAUUUUCUCAUUAUUCUUCCUUCUGAUUGUAGUUUUCUUCAACUACCAGUUGACCACUGGUAGUUUCAUCAAGUGUUCAGCUUUAGAAACUCUCCUGUUUGAUGGAAGAUGUUCAGAUGGCAGUGCAUCAUAGGCCCUUCAGAUUGUCUGGGCAUGUACACCUCUUCCCUGAAGCUGUGCUUGUCAAUAUAGCUUUUUGCCAGUACUGAAAGCACAAUGAUUUCACUACUGGGGAGUCUCCCGUUUCUCAUGUCUGCUAUCCUUUUCUGGGGAUGAUGGCAAGGUUGCUUCCAUUGCAGCCACAAGUUUCUCCCUCCUCCUAUGGGAGGGCUUUGUAGCAGGAUCAAGCAAAGGAAACAAUGGCACGUGUUGCAGAAUCAGGUAUAGCCUCAUAAGCUCCAAAUCCUAUGUUAGUGCAAAACAAAAAAUCUUGCCCCAUUUGCUGUUUUAAUUACUUCCUGAUAUGGCAAUGUCAAUCCAGUGUUGUUUUGGGUGAACUGAAUAAGGCUUUGGGAUCAGAGAAGGCAAUGCUUCCCAGUAUGUGAACAUCACCUUUAUUACAGUAACUGUAUCAAUAAGAAAUUGUUCAUUUAAGUGAUAUGAAAGUAUUUCUAGGAUGAAAUACAGGGGAGACUUGAAUGGAAAUUAUCUCCACCAGAAUCUGUGCAGUGGUGUGGCUGUUUCAUAAUUAAAUACACUCCAGUGUAUUUAAACAAAUGAUAAUAUUGUGAAUUUAACCCUGAAAAUGGGAUCAUUUGGGUGUUUAUUCUCAAGGUUUAUAAGAUUGUACACAGUGUUUUCCCUUUAGUCAAACAAAACACUGAGCUGCACCUUCUCUUUACUUCUCUACAGCAAGGGGAUUCUGUGCAAAUACCAAGACUCCACAUUAUGUCUUAAUCAGAUAUUUCAGCUAGUCAUGCAGUAUUGCCAGAAUUAUUCAUAGCAAUAAAUGACACUCCUCAUUUUUAGCUGUUU
Podarcis muralis (Common wall lizard) is the source of this 2707-nucleotide messenger RNA. Lineage: Eukaryota; Metazoa; Chordata; Lepidosauria; Squamata; Lacertidae. The record is from RefSeq and is a predicted model, not a curated record.